This is a messenger RNA of Pochonia chlamydosporia 170, 1839 nucleotides long. RefSeq names its product serine/threonine-protein kinase ppk6. Lineage: Eukaryota; Fungi; Ascomycota; Sordariomycetes; Hypocreales; Clavicipitaceae. The transcript has a single exon. The record is from RefSeq and is a predicted model, not a curated record. Bases 1 to 1839 code for a protein of 612 amino acids.
AUGUCGGCAGAUCUCUUUGCCGAAUUCAAUAAUUCCUCAACUUCAACCCCAACUCCAGCUCAGCCGAAUAAUCUAUUUGGACAACCGCCACAACCACCACCAAACCAAAGCCAUACGCAAGAUCCCUUCAACUUUUCUGUCGGUAGCAAUCCGGUACCAGGGAAUCAGCCAGGUCCACAAUGGUCGUCAUUUCAGAGUACGUCAAACAGUAUGAGCGGCUGGGAUCAGCCAGCGCAGCCUUCUCAACCGUCAAAUGUAUCUCCCCGGCAAGCAGACGACGAUGAUGGUUGGGGAGAUUUUGAGGUAGCAGAGCCAACGGGGCAAGCAACUGCAGCGCCAGUAUCAGCACAAACUAAAGUGAACGCCCUACCUCCAGAUGUCAGGAGCAGCGCUUGGAACUCUUAUUCUGCUUUUGAUUCUCAACCGCCCCAGAUACAGCACAAUGCAAGACAGACUCCCAACACGGCUCCAACUACCAAUUUCAUGGGUGGCGGUUUAGGGGACAUCGGGGGAUUCGGCGACCAGGAGUAUCAGAUUCCUCAACCGGAGCCAAAGAGAAAAUCGCAGUUGAAGACAACACCUGCGGAUCCAAAUGUAUUAUUUGACGCAGAGGACUUCGAACUGGGCGGUGAUGGAGAAGACGAUGAUGAAUUCGAUGAGUUUGGCGAGUUUGGCGACUUUGAGGCUGUUGAACAAACAACUCGCUCAAAGCCCACACCCGCGACCGCGUCACAACUUACACAAUCACUCGAUCUGCUGGGGUUUGACGAUCCUCCAUUAGCCUCUCCCCCUAAUGAAACGGAAUUGAAAGCAAAGAACAAGGAGACCCAUCCGGCACCAAAUCCCUUGAGUUUUGGAGCCAUGUCUUCAAGCAAAACGCAACCUACGGAGUCGUCGGCACGUCAACAGCAACCCGCUUCCACUGUACCAGGCAUCAAGAAAUCGGAGCCUGUGUCUAUGCACAAGGCGAAAUCUGGAUCCGUCUCACUCUCAUCCACCAAGAAGAGGGCAUCAGUUACGAGGGCCAUUUCAGCCAAAGUAUCAGCAAACGACGACGAAUGGGGAGCUUGGGAUGACUUCCCCGAGGGUAACGGAGGGAAUGGCAUUGGCCAGACAUCAAACAGCACCGAGGGGACUGAUAGUUGGGGUUGGGAUACCGGUGACGACAGCAAACCCAACGCGGUUGCAAUAGACGAUAGCAGCCCCCCACCAACAAACAUUCCCCCUCCCUCAAUUCUACUUUCAGCAUUUCCAGAGCUUUUUAAUACUGGCAACGCCUUGUUUAAGCCGGUGGCGGGUCAAAGCACUUCUGUCAAACAAAAAGUCCUAUCGAAUCCAAAGGCGGUUCAAUUUUUGAACGGAUACGUUCUACUUGCUACGACAGCGGCCCGGGUAAUUGCAGGGCGAAAACAUCGAUGGCAUCGCGAUAAAAUAUUGGCAAAGAGCAUGUCGAUUUCAGCUGCUGGGAGCAAGGGAAUGAAACUCGCUGGCGUCGAUAAGCAACAGGCCGUGCGAGAAGAUCGUGAGGCAGCCGACGUGGUCUCUGCAUGGCGGGAACACGUUGGAAGACUGCGAUCUGCCGUUGCGGCCGCCAAUGGCGCAGGCAAGACUAGUCUUAAGGUGCCGGAGCUUACGGAAAACCCCCAGAUUCAGACAGCAAAGAUGGUCCCAACAGCGCCAAAACCGUGUAUCAUAUGCGGGCUCAAAAGGGAGGAAAGAGUAGCAAAGCUUGAUUUGGAUAUUGAAGACAGCUUUGGAGAAUGGUGGGUAGAUCACUGGGGCCACCGGGCAUGCAAGAAUUUUUGGGUUGAGCAUGAACAACAUUUACGGCAGCGAUAA